Messenger RNA from Saccharomyces kudriavzevii IFO 1802, 1260 nucleotides. It is a transcript of the gene BBP1, whose product is annotated as Bbp1p. The record is from RefSeq and is a predicted model, not a curated record. Bases 1 to 1260 code for a protein of 419 amino acids. NCBI's taxonomy places the organism in Eukaryota, Fungi, Ascomycota, Saccharomycetes, Saccharomycetales, Saccharomycetaceae. The transcript has a single exon.
AUGAAUCAGGAAGAAAAUACAGGAGGAGGAGGCAUUUUUGGCCUUUUCAAGUGGACCAAGGACGCACUGUUUGGUACAGACAUCUCACCAUCAAUGAAAUACAAAGACCAACCAGAACGAAGAGAUCGAUCUCGAUAUGCUCAGGAUGAUACGAAUUUCGGAAUAAACCUUGGAAACGGUUCCAGUAAAAGGAGUGCGAAUAUAUCAAGGUCAAAUUCUUGGUCUGGGUUGGAUUCAACAUUCCAGAGGAAAUACGAACUACUUUCAGAACACAAUGAGAAUGGCGUUGAUUCAGUUGAUAACAAUUACUACUAUAAAGACAGGAUACGAUCUUUGCGGAGCCCCGCUCCAGUUGUACCGAGAGAACCACUUCAUAAUGAACCUACAGACACAUUUGGUCAUAAACUGCACACCAAGAGGAGAACAGCAAAUGAGUUUUCUGGUGCUCAAAUACCCUUCAUGGCACCUCAUGAGGAUGAUCCUUUGAUCUCUAAGCUAUUUCAGAAAGGCGAAGCUAAUGACGUGGAGAAAUCGGCCUAUAAGUUAUCGGUUAAAGACAUUCCAGGUAAAUUCCCUUCACCCUUCAAGAAACGUGAUGAAAUAAACGACAACCGUGGACAUAACGAAGAUGCUUGCCAAAAAAAUAUCGAGUAUAAGAGGGCAUAUUUCGAACUGUUCGCGCAGAUGGAUCUAAAUAAUAGGGACUUGGACGAUUUGUGUGAAGAUGUUAGAGAGCAGCAUGAACAAUUCCACAGGGAUGAGCAGACUUACAAGCAAGCUUACCAGGAAAUGAGGGCAGAGUUAGUAAAUGAGUUGAAGAAAUCUAAAACGCUUUUUGAAAAUUAUUAUUCACUGGGCAAGAAAUACAAGAGUUUGAAAACGACACUUGAUCAAGCAAUCAGUCACGAGGCUGAAUUAGCAACUUCCAGGGAGCGACUGUAUCAGGAGGAGGACCUGAAGAAUUUUGAAAUACAAACUUUGAAACAAAGAAUAUCGGAUUUAGAGUUGAAAUAUACCAACUUGCAAAUAGAAAAGGAGAUGCAACAAGACAACUAUGAAUCUGAGAUACACGAUUUAUUACUACAACUAAGCCUCCGUAAGAACGAAAGAAAAGAUACUUCUGCAGGUUCGAACAUUUUUUCAAGCGUCCAAUACGAUAGGACUCCAUUUCACAAUGACAAUAACAGUAGCUACGACUCUAAUUCGCAUGCAUGGGACACUGAUUAUUUGAAGAAUAUAGAUGGAUUCAUAGACCAUUGA